Messenger RNA from Octopus bimaculoides (California two-spot octopus), 4794 nucleotides. RefSeq names its product cytochrome P450 4V2. NCBI's taxonomy places the organism in Eukaryota, Metazoa, Mollusca, Cephalopoda, Octopoda, Octopodidae. Gene Ontology annotation, molecular function: oxidoreductase activity, acting on paired donors, with incorporation or reduction of molecular oxygen; heme binding; iron ion binding. The record is from RefSeq and is a predicted model, not a curated record.
CAAAAUCUAGGUUACUUGUGAGCCUGGUAAUGGAUGGUUUUGGAGUCUUGUUGUAUGUAACUUUUGGUGAGCCAUGGUGCAACCAACAACAUAGUAAAAAUCCCUGCCAUUAAUUUGGUGUGGAUGGGUAAUAUCAAAUAAUUCAAUCACAACAUAUAUUUAAAUUAAACGUGAAAAAAAUUGAAAUAUUAUCAUCACUUUCAUGGAAAAAUUGAAAUAUUAUCUUUCAGUAUUUUAUAAGCCUGCUUAUUUUCAUUCGCCGAGUGAAUUAGAUAUUUAUGUGACAUACACAUAUAUAUAUAAUAAGUUUGUGACCUCAAUCAUUGCAGUCGUGUCAGCUCAUUAUCUUACUUGUUAACGGAGACGCAGUUAAAAUGUUCGUUGCUGGUGUAUUUCUAUUGCUUAUUGUUGCCUUGCUUUCGUUUCGUGUUCUACGAAAUUAUUCGAAAUCACUGUCAGACUGCAAACACUUACCAUGCAUGAAGAGUUGGCAUCUAAUCGGCGAUAUACCGAAAAUACACGGAAAUAAUAAAGAGCGUUUUGAACAAAUAAUGAAAAUCUUUGAAGAAUUUCGAGAAAACGGCGUACUUUGUUUCUGGUUUGGUAUCCGACCUACUCUUUAUGUUUUCAAAGAUAAAUAUGUACAAGAUGUAAUUGGCAACACAAAACACAUAGAAAAAAGCUUUUUCUAUAAAUUUGCACACGCAUGGUUAGGAAAUGGUUUGCUGACUAGUACAGGAUCCAGAUGGUUCAAAUCGAGGAAGAUGUUGACACCAUCCUUCCAUUAUAACAUUUUGAACAAUUUCCUUGCUGUAAUGCUAAACCAAUCAAACAUACUGUGUAACAAUCUGGACAAAAUGGUUGGUAAAGGAGAAUUCAAUAUUCGCUCACAUAUUGCAAAUUGUACGCUGGAUAUUAUAACAGAAUCGGCAUUUUAGGUCCACCAGCAGCAGCAGCAGCAGCAGCAGUAACAACAACAACAACGACGAUGACACGAAAAGCAAUAACAAAAAGAAAAAAGAAAAGGUUUGCUGAUGUAGCAAGCACAAAAAGACUGAUGCUGUUGGAUGACAAAGCGCGUGAUAUCACAAAAGCAAAAGUAUCAUCCAAUUUGAGGGUAGUAAGGCUGCAGUGCCCGUAACACCCGAAAUAAUUGAAGCAAAAGAGAGGAAGACCAUUUAUUUCAGAUGCGUAUCACGCAAAACCCAGAAAGCUGAAAUAGCGUCCAUUAGUCGUGUUGUGAAGGCACUCAGAGACAUUUUAAUAGAUUUGGCUCAUACACAAAGAAGGAGGCAGUUUGCCAGUAUUGAGGACCUCGCGCGAAGACACACAAUGUCAUCCCGGUGGACUUAGGAGUGCGUCCUCUAUCCCACCUGUCUCUCAAAGAGAACAAUGAAAAUCAGAGCGAAUGGCAUACCACCAGGUGUAAACGUCUUUUGGAUUGUCGCUUGUGUGGUCCAAGACCCAGAGUCACUUCUGGAGGUGAAAAGGAGCAGCAGAGAUAACAGGAGUGGGAUAAAUUUGGAAAUAUUAAUCCAUAUGUAACCAGAAAACAUCAAAAAGAUCCCGGACUUGAUUCACAUGACCAAUGGGGCAGAACUGCGUAUCAUCGUGGAAGGCAGGAAGCCCAGAUGUAAUAUAUGUGGGUCCACAAGCCACCUGAGAACCUUCAACCCUAAAAAUUCGGGAGGUGCGCGGCCACACGUGCGUCUACAACAGAGACCUUUUAAUAGAACUGCAGCCUCGCCCCUAACAACAACAAAGACACAUGAACCCCAUACAAUGGGGGGAAGUCACCCAAGGUAUCUGUCAAACUAGCCCUCAUCACCCCUCUCUCAAGCCUACAGUCACACAACCACGCUCACACUAUCACAGACACACCCAUACUCUCCGAGACAGACCAUACAGACACUAGCCGCUACUCAUCUCGUAGUGAAGAUGAGGAAGAACCCCACGAAGUAAAGAAAAAAAAAACAAAAAUGCAAAGGAAACAGAAAACAAAAGAACCUACACCAACAAUCGUAAACACAGAAACCCCCUACACAUCGAACAUAGACAUAGCAAAAACUACACCAGCACUACCAUCUCCACAACCACCACUACUCCAACCAGAUCCAUCAAUGCACUCAACCACACGUAGCCCCCAAAAGAAGUCUCACAGUCACUAAUGAGGAAACGCCGAAUUAUGUGCUCGUGAGGUGAGCCAACGAAAAAUUGUUGGCUCUCAUAGUCAGAAACAAGCAAAUUGAGAGAGAGGGUACAAUCUAUGACACCAGCACCCUUAGGGUUCCUGAUCACCUUAUGUUAAUACGGUUACCCCUCAAAGUAUUCAAAGAAAUUCAGAGGGACUUCCCGUAUGACGUCGGAAGGCCAAACGUCCGCGUCACCGAGAAACUUUUAGCCGAUUUCUUAGAGGAACCAGAUCCGGAGCCCGGGUUACAAGGCUGCCAAAACUCCAGGAGGGUAAGUAACCCCACUUUUUUUUUCUUUUCCUCAACCCUUUCGAGCCAUGAUGGUGAUUGUCAGAGUGGGAUGCAUAAAUGUUCGUGGCCUGAGGUCACCCUGGAAGCAAUGCUGCUUGCUCAAUGACCUUGGGUGGCUAGGUUUGGAUGUGAUAGCAGCCAGUGAGACCAGAAUUUCUGACACACGCGGUCUUGCACCAAUUUUCGAUGAUUAUGAGAUCUACGCAUCUCUUAGACUCGAACAAGUGGGAGUAAAUUGAGAGUUUCAAGCCUAUAACUCUCUUGAAUGCAGAUUAUAAGAUUUUGGCCAAGGUGUUUGCAAAGAGGUUGGCGCUUGUCGUCGAUAAGUUGGUUGAUAACGCACAGGCAUGCACUGUCUCAUACAGAACUAUCCACGACAGCUUCCACCUCACUCGCUAUAUCAUAGAGAAGGUGGGUAAGGAACCUGGCAUGGGUGGGGCCCUAAUCAAUUUGGAUCAGUCGAAAGAUUUUGAUAGAGUCGACCAUCAAUACUUGGAGACUGUUCUCUCGACAGCGGGUUUCGGUCACGUUUUCAGAGGCUGGAUCGCUGCAAUGUGCAGCAAUAUCUGUUCGGUGGCCAAAGUAAAUGGCCACCUGUCGGAAUCGCUUAGCAUUGCUCGUUCAGUCCAUCAAGGAUGCUUAUUCUUGCCUCUUCUGUGCAUACUGGUUCUCGAGCCAUUGUUGCGGAAGCUGGAUGUUUUGAGGGGCAUACCACGUGAUCUAGGAUGCGGAAGUUUCAUGUCGGCUUACGCAAACGACGUCACCGUAAUAGUGUCGGACAUCUCGGAAAUCGAGGUGGUCGGCACUGCUCUAAGGGAGUACGAAGCGGUGACAGGAGCAAAGAUCAACCAGGAGAAGUCGGCGGGCCUGAAUCUCGGUACCUGGAGCUGUAGGUCCAUGCCAACCGACAGCGUUGUAGGGCGCAGGACGGAAGGACCGGUUAAAUUACUCUGAGUCUGGUUUGGUCCAGACCUCCAGGUGGACAAGAAUUGGGGAGAGGUGACGAGUAGGGUAGCCAAUCUCACCCAGAAAUGGACAGAGGGGAAGCUCUCCAUGAAGGAUCCGGCAGAGGUGGCGAAUGCAUACAUCACUUCCGUCAUCUUUUACCGCCUGAUAAAGUUGGAGCGCUUGCUCUCCCGAUUUCUAUGGAAGGGACGUGUUUCGCUCAUCAGAUGGUCUGUCUGCUGUCAACAGCCGCUGAGUGAAGGACUAGGUAUACCGUGGCUAAUGAUGCGCAGACAUGCGCUGAGGCUGCAACAUAUCCAGCGUUUUCUUAACGGGGAGUAGGUGUGGUCACCGUUCGUCAAACGGGACUUUCUACAACUCGUCUCAUUGAUGGAGCUACAGUCAUGGGUCAAGCACAGACCAAGAUAGGGCGCUUAGCACCUGGAGUGUCGGCAAGCGAUCAGUUUUCUGCCAGUCGGGAAACGCGAUCGGUCGAAAUUCCACCAUGGAGUUCUAUAGGGGAUUAAUGGAGGGAAAAAAAAAAUGAUGUGCUGUCAGACAGGCUUGUCCGAUGUGUGCGCAGGGUAACGAAAGCAUUCAGCAUGCACCCGUUCAGUGUCUGGACAUUUCUGACCUCUGUGGUUAUGUCAAAUAGCUGCUGCUUCGUACGGAACAAAUCCAUAUGUUGACCAAGUCCAUAAUGAAGAUGCCCCACCAAUUUCUUUAAAUCGGGUAGGUAAGGCAGUUUUCCUCUGCCUAGUGGCGGUGGUGGUAGUGGUGGUGAAAGAAGUUGUCUGGUGGAAGAGGCUGAAAAGGAUGAGGAUAGAGACGUUCCGCUUUGGUAGAGGUAAGUGAAGACGUAAGUGAGGGCGGAGAAGGAGGUGCUGUCCUGAAAAAGAAUUUAUCGAAAGGUGGGGCAAAGUUGCGAAAAUUACAAGAGUGAAUGGUACCUGUGAAUUGGAGAGGAGGAAUUUGGGAGGACACUUACUCUUGGUGCCCAGGGAGAUCUUGGGUGGUGGGAUCCAUCGAUUAUCCCUAGAGAUCCUCCUGUGUUAGGACGACGAUAUUACUAUCAUCGCCCACUUUUCUAUUUUAUUUAUCAUCUUACUAUUGUAUACUAUGUAUGCUCCUCUGUUAUAUUGUAUAUUAUGUACGAUUCCCUUCUCUGUUUUAUUGUAUUCUGUUUAUACUUUCUACACAUUUAUAUCUUUCAUUUUAUUAUACGUAAAACAGCACGCUUGAUGCCUCUCUGUAUUGUCGCAGUUUUAUUCCCCCUGAUGGCAAAUAAACGAAAUAAUCAUCAAUAUUCUUCUUCUUUUUCUUCUUCUUCUUCUUCUUCUUUUUCUUUUUCUUCUUCUUCUUCUUC